Molecule: messenger RNA, 1121 nt
Organism: Raphanus sativus (radish)
Lineage: Eukaryota; Viridiplantae; Streptophyta; Magnoliopsida; Brassicales; Brassicaceae
Exons: 5
Coding region: 165-974 (269 amino acids)
Biological process (GO): endoplasmic reticulum to Golgi vesicle-mediated transport
Cellular component (GO): endoplasmic reticulum membrane; COPII-coated ER to Golgi transport vesicle; Golgi membrane
Source: RefSeq, a predicted model, not a curated record
UUCACACGAGACCUCGCUUCCGUUAUUUUCGACUCUCCACCCUGGCUGGAUCUAUUGAUUGAUAUUCUUCACCACCGGAGAGGUUAGCCGUCGCACUAAAUCAAAUCAACCGAGAAAAAGCAAUCUCCAGAUCUGUCAUCUCCUUCACAUCUUCUCUCAGAGAUAUGUAUAAUAACAUGGGACCUCAGCCUGGGAUGCCUAUGCCUCAGUCAGUUCCUCAGCCUAACCCUUUUGGGAAUGCCUUCUCUGGUCCUGGCUCUGGACUUAUCAGAAGUGGCUUGGGAGCUUACGGCGAGAAGAUUUUCGGAUCCAGCUCUGAGUAUGUGCAGAGCAACAUAACUCGUUACUUCUCCGAUCCUCAAUACUAUUUUCAAGUGAAUGACCAGUAUGUGAGGAACAAGUUGAAGAUUGUUCUGCUUCCUUUUCUUCACAGGGGACACUGGACUAGAAUCUCGGAGCCAGUUGGGGGUAGGCUUUCAUACAAGCCCCCGAUAUAUGAUAUUAAUGCACCAGACUUAUACAUUCCGCUUAUGGCAUUCGGCACAUACGUGGUUCUUGCUGGUUUGUCUUUGGGACUCUAUGGGAAGUUUUCUCCGGAAGCUCUGAACUGGCUUUUUGUGAAAGGAAUGGUUGGCUGGUUUUUGCAAGUCAUGCUGCUGAAGAUAACGUUGCUUUCAUUGGGUAGCGGUGAAGCACCCCUCUUGGAUAUUGUGUCAUACGCUGGCUAUACUUUCACUGGUCUCUGCUUGGCUGUUCUUGGCAAGAUCAUCUGGGGAUACUCUUACUAUGUUCUGCUUCCGUGGACCUGCUUGUGCAGCGGGGUUUUCCUAGUGAAGACAAUGAAGCGAGUUCUCUUUGCGGAAGCUAGGAGUUAUGACUCAAGCAGGCAUCACUACCUCCUGAUCUUUGUAGCUUUAGCUCAGUUUCCUCUUUUGAUCUGGCUUGGUAACAUUAGUGUGAAUUGGCUCUUUUGAAAUUGCAUUACGUUUUAAGAUGUUGUGAAAAAACUCCUCUGAUGUUAUGUAGUGGAAUUUGAGUUUUUUUUUUUGGGUCUAGACUUAUGUCAAACAUAUAUGAUGAAGGAAAAGUGUCAUCUCAAAUACACAUCUCUGUUUUAAAUC